Messenger RNA from Strongylus vulgaris, 512 nucleotides. Lineage: Eukaryota; Metazoa; Nematoda; Chromadorea; Rhabditida; Strongylidae. The record is from the annotation of a GenBank genome assembly.
AUGAAGCAUGGCUCGCUCGAUAAGCCUAGCAGGGUUGCAUGGGCGAAAAGCCUUUUCUCCAAGAAACCUUUGAGUAAUCUUGUACAAAAGCAGCAACAAUGGCUUUGCGAAAGGCUGACGCGAGACACAGCUACACACUAUCGACUUUGUCUGUUUCAUUUCCAUAAGUCAAGCUUUACAGUACUUAACGAAUGCAUUGACUUCGAUCAAACUUCGCAGCCGCUUGGCCUGAAUAUUUGUCAGUACGCAAAAAUACCUCGAGGUCCCCAAGGUGUUGUGAAAUGUCCUCUUUGUGAUACAUGGAAUGUAGAAUCGGAAAUGACGCAAAUUCGUACUCCUAGCGGAUUAGCUGAGCGCAAUUUUCUCGUGGAGAUUCUCAUCAGUGUCGAUAAGACGACAUUACGGAAAGGAGUUGACAAAUUGAGCGCCGAAGCAGCAACGAUUUGCAAAGCUCACAUGCCUGAUGAGGUGGGUACUUUAAUGUUACCAAUACCACUAGCACAUCUUUAAAC